AUGACAAGUCGCCCUGGGUCAAUGAGAAAUCUCGGAAUUGUACACAUUGUAUUUGGCAUUCUUCUGACAAUUUUUGGAAUUGCAGAGUUUCAGGUUACCUCCAAAGCGAAUGUUUUUUUGAGAUACUUUCUUUCGAAAGGCGAAACUUACUACUUUGGGGUAUGGAUCGGAAUUUGGAUGCUAGUCACUGGAAUUGUGGGUGUUUUUGCAAGUCGGAGGGACCACAAAAUCUGUAUUGGUACUUUUAUCUUCCUGUCCAUCGUCUCCUCUCUGUUUGGUGUGAUGAUAAUAGUCGCCUACGGGACAUACCUAUCACUGAUCUGGAUCGUCGCCAUUUUGUUCCCUUUACCAGUUGCCAUCGCCGGAGCCAUAGCAGUUCUUGGUCUUAUUGAGUUUAUCGUUGGAUUAUGGGCAGCAAUUCACAGUUGCCUCACUUUUGUGGAUGGGACACCAUUCGUGGGGGAAGCGGUGCGGGGUCAACAGCUGCAGUUUAACGACAACCCUGCGUUCGACAAAGCUAAGGGGAGCGAAGGAGUUCUCGUAUCUAUUCCAUUUAAAGAGGAACUCGAAAGAACCACUGAUGUUGGAACAUUUUCACCAGGGGUUCAGGAGCAGCGGCCUCAAACGUUCCCUCUACGUAUCAUUGGAAAUACCCAGGUCCACCCUCAAACGGUUGACCCAAUCCAUGGCUAAUUUACUAAGUCAAAAUAAACAGUCAUGCAAGUUAAACAAACGAAACCCUUCCUUGGGAUCUGAAUUUUACCGAACAAACAUUUUAACCACAACUUUUUUUGCCCACAUAUUCCGUGAUUCAUCGAAAGAAGCAAAUUUUAAAAGACGAAUUUUCAAGGGAAAUUUUUGAUAAACCUGUUAGAGAGUUCUCGCUUGAAUGCGAUUUUGUCCAUUGAAUAAAAUCCUAAGUUUUCCUUAACCGUGCAACGUGAAAAAAUUGCAGCUGAUUACAAAAGAGGAAACUAUUUUUCACGCAGACUAUGUGUAUGCUACGUUACGAAAUAAUUGCUUUUAGCUAUGCGUAUGUCGAGGUAUCGAACACGGCACCUCGAUCAAUUCUCCGUCGCACGGUUCCUGUGCUCUUUGUGCAUGCAUUAAUACCUCGCUAUAAGCACGCUAAGCAUGACAAAUUUCUUCAAUACAAAAGCAUGAUAAUCAGUUCUUUGUUUUUAAAGUCGACUUGUUUUACCAGACGAUCUG
Messenger RNA from Pocillopora damicornis (cauliflower coral), 1212 nucleotides. RefSeq lists its product as uncharacterized. The record is from RefSeq and is a predicted model, not a curated record. NCBI's taxonomy places the organism in Eukaryota, Metazoa, Cnidaria, Anthozoa, Scleractinia, Pocilloporidae.